This is a messenger RNA of Priapulus caudatus, 1473 nucleotides long. RefSeq names its product synaptic vesicular amine transporter-like. Bases 12 to 1394 code for a protein of 460 amino acids. Lineage: Eukaryota; Metazoa; Priapulida; Priapulimorpha; Priapulimorphida; Priapulidae. Gene Ontology annotation, biological process: aminergic neurotransmitter loading into synaptic vesicle; transmembrane transport. The record is from RefSeq and is a predicted model, not a curated record. Gene Ontology annotation, molecular function: serotonin:sodium:chloride symporter activity. Gene Ontology annotation, cellular component: terminal bouton; synaptic vesicle membrane. The transcript is spliced from 14 exons.
CGUCGCGCCGCAUGGUGCUCUUCAUCGUCUUCCUCGCUCUCCUGCUCGACAACAUGCUUUAUACGGUUGUAGUUCCCAUCAUACCGGACUACCUAUAUACGCUUGAGCAUCACAGAGAGUAUGUGUACUCGAACGACGCGACAGAGAAUCCGUCCAGCCUCGCUAACUCGACGUCCAUCAGAUCUCACAACGCCACGAUCGGCGACCAGAAUGACGACCUGGGCAAUGAGAACAGCCAGGUUGGCUGGUUGUUCUCAUCGAAGGCCAUCGUUCAGCUAUUUGCUAAUCUGCUCGUAGGACCUCUAACGAAUAGAAUCGGAUAUACAAUACCAAUGUUCGUAGGAGUGAUCGUUCUGAUCAUAUCUACAAUGAUUUUCUCCGUCGCUCAGUCGUACGGUUGGCUGUUCUUCGCUAGGAGCGUACAAGGCAUCGGCUCGGCGUGCAGUGCGAUCGCAGGAUUGGGAAUGCUGGCGGAUAGAUAUAAGGAUGACAAGGAGAGAAGCCAGGCGAUGGGAAUCGCUCUCGGUGGAAUGGCUGCCGGAGUUUUAGUCGGAUACCCAUUUGGAAGUCUAAUGUACGACUUUGUUGGACAGACGGCACCGUUUAUAUUUAUCAUAUUCCUUGGACUUCUUGGUGGAGUUUUGCAGGCCGUCAUUCUGCAGCCAUCAGUCGAAAGUAAAGUGAGAACAGAGGGGGCGCCACUACUCGAGCUCGCCAAAGAUCCAUACAUUUUAAUAUCAGCUACAAUUAUCUGCGUUUCUACAUUUGCCAUGGCCAUUCUGGAAACAACACUACCAAUCUGGCUGAUGGAAACGAUGCAACCGCCGACGUGGCAAUUAGGCACGGUUUUCCUACCAGACAGCAUAGGCUACCUGCUCGGCACCAACCUAUUCGGUAUCGUCGCGUUCAAGCUCGGCAGGUGGAUAUGCGCAAUGUCGGCCGUACUCAUUAUUGGGUGCUGCCUCGUCAUGAUUCCCUUUGCGACGCAAAUAGCACAUCUUCUCAUCCCGCACUUUGGCGUCGGCUUGGGAAUCGGUAUCGUCGAUUCGUCGAUCAUCCCGCUACUAGGUCACAUCGUCGACGUGCGUUACGUCAGCAUAUACGGAAGCGUGUACGCCAUCGGCCAGACCGCAUCGUGUCUUGCGUACUCCGUAGGACCUGGUGUGGGAGGCGAGCUGAAUGAAGCUGUAGGGUUCUCAUGGGUGAUGCGCAUCGUCGCCAUCUUGAACUUCCUGGUUGCUCCACUGUGCUUCUUUCUCAGGCGACUUCCAGAAAGCGAGGAGAGCGUGUCGAUCUUGAUGAACGAGUGUCCCAUCGCAUACUCAACUGAAACACAGCAGCCAAUCUACGUCACUACAGGCCACACGAGGCUCAUCGACGAAGACUCAGAUUGACAAUGAAUGCUGGCGUUAGACUCUAACUGGCUCUCACGGACCCAACGAUUCUCUCUUCUGCUCUACUGUACCUCGAAUG